Molecule: messenger RNA, 1567 nt
Organism: Pomacea canaliculata
Lineage: Eukaryota; Metazoa; Mollusca; Gastropoda; Architaenioglossa; Ampullariidae
Exons: 7
Coding region: 88-945 (285 amino acids)
Source: RefSeq, a predicted model, not a curated record
AAAUAUUAAUAUUUAUUUGUAUCCGUCGUUUGCUUUCAGCAUUGCAAAGGAAAAUGUGAUUUUGUUUAUCAACCGUUUCUACAAAAGAUGAAAGUCCUUUACCAAUGCUUAAUCUUGAUCUCUGUAGCAACAACAGAGAUUGCAGAAUCAAAAUGUGUCACAACAGACGAAAGGAACCUAGAGUGCCAGUUCCCAAAAGCUGACAAUAGCACACACAAAACUUUUACGCUCAUUUUUUAUCCUGACAGUGGAGGUGAAGAGCUCCUGGUUGAGUGUGUGUGGACUGGGUCGAAGUUUCACUGCAUCACACAGAAAAGCUUCGAGGUUAGAGAACCGAUAUCAGACACUGCUGUGAUCACCAUUCCCAGAAACUUUUCUGACCAAAAAGGAAGUUAUCGAUGUAUUUCUGAAAAUUAUACGCUUGACAGCAUCAUGCCCUGCUGGUUUCCGGAAACACAAGAUUCCAAGCAUUUUGCAACCUGUGAGGUGAAUUCAGAAUUCAGCAUACGUCAAGUGAUGUUGAAAUGUAUAUUCUCGUCUAGUAUUGAAGGUUUCAGUGUCAUCUACAACAACACUCUUGUAGCCAGAUACACACAAUCAUCUUGCCAAAAUUCAACUCCUUGUCACCAUAUACGUGAGGACAACAAAUAUGUAUUCAUAGUGAAGUUGAAUACUUCACAGUAUGAAAACAGCGAAUAUCUUUGUCUCCCGGACAAUGGUCCAGUUACAUUUGAAGUGAAAGGAUGUAGUGUGGCUAUGGAAAAACACACAGAAGCUCAAGCCUCAUGGAAAGUAAAUCUGACAAUAAUACUACCUAUUAUCGGUGUGAUGCUUCUAGUGUUGGGUCUCUCGCUAUUUAUCCGAAGAAAGUGCUUGCAGAGACAGGUAAGGAGAUAUCAGCCACAGCCACUGAGCACGGAUGAUUCAGCCAGUUCACUUGUAUAAAGGGCCUUCAAAAAUACUUUCAAAUAGAAACAUUAUAGUUAGGAAUAGAACAAUUUUGUGGAUUCUUUUCUAUCUUGAUAAAUUUUUUUAUUUUAAUUAAUUUUAAUUAUUCUCUAAGAUUUUAGCUAAUUCGUUUUACUUUAUACACAUAAGCUUAUUUCUCUGAAUCCAGAGCUACCGGUGGUGUUUCUUUUACAAUAGUAGUGUUGCAAUAUUUACUUUUUCUGUGAGACACGUGUGUCCAUGAACAUCCACUAGAGAGUUUAGCAUUGCAGUUGGAAUGAGGCUGUUAUACGUAUGCGCCGCUUCCAUCUAAAAUAUAUUUAUAAUUUUAUAAAAACUAAUUAUCUAAUGUUAUUUAUUUUUUAAACAUUGUCCUCAUUUGUGGAGGAUUGGAGAUAUUUAUAUGUGAUAGGCUGCUUGCUUUCUACAAACGUUUGAAAGAGAGACCAUCGUGCCAAAAUGUGGCAAUGCUUUCAGAGUUUCGCUGUCAUUUUCUGCUUGGACACACAUUAAGAUUUUUGUUCUGCAUUCGUAGUGAGUUAAAUGUAAACAUUGAUUUAACUAUAUGGUUUCGUAAAUGUGUAAACCUGAAUAAUUGUUUUUAAUAAAUCAAAUCUUU